Molecule: messenger RNA, 315 nt
Organism: Verticillium alfalfae VaMs.102
Lineage: Eukaryota; Fungi; Ascomycota; Sordariomycetes; Glomerellales; Plectosphaerellaceae
Product: threonyl-tRNA synthetase
Exons: 1
Coding region: 1-315 (104 amino acids)
Biological process (GO): threonyl-tRNA aminoacylation
Molecular function (GO): threonine-tRNA ligase activity
Source: RefSeq, a predicted model, not a curated record
AUGACGUCCGUCUACAGCCCCGGGUCGCCCAUCUUCCUACCCAACGGCGCGCGAAUCUUCAACCGCCUCGUCGACUUUCUCCGCCGGCAAUACGUCAGCUAUGGCUUCGAGGAGGUCAUCACGCCCAACAUCUACAAGAAGUCUCUGUGGGAGGUGUCGGGCCACCUGCAAAACUACGCCGACGACAUGUACACCGUGACGAGUCGCGCGCGCCAGCCCGAAGCGACGAGCAGCCAGCCCGAAGCGUCGAGCUGCUGUGGCGACGGCGGCCGGCUCGCCGAGGGCGAGACGACGACUACGGCCUCAAGCCGAUGA